AUGCACGCGAGUCUCGACGACCUCCCCGACGAAAUCCUACAUCUGAUAUUACACCACAGCGAACCGGCGCAAUGCCUCGCGCUAGAAAGGACAUGUCGCAGAUUUCGAGGUAUCACAAAUGAGCCCCUAUUGUGGCGCCACUACUGCCAGUCCCGAUUUCAAUACUGGGAUGAGAAACAUAACAUUGAAGAGAAGCUGAGAGCACCGCCUUCGACAGUGGGAUGGAAGGAAUUGUAUGCCGAGAGAUAUUUCACGGAUUGGAUUACGACGAAGGGUUUAGAUGAUAUACUUUCGAGUCAAUCUGGACGCAUCAAUAAGGCGCAAAUUAUUAUUGAUCAUGGGUAUGACGUGAAGGAUACCUUGUUACGGCAUGCUCGUGCCAGUACAGAUUUGGAUGAUUAUCUGGCUAGAAGAUACUACAGUAAGGCCAUGCUAGGGUGUCUACAGCGCAAUAUAGCUAUACCGCUAUGGGCCAAUUUGAGAGAGAAUGGAAAAAACGCAACCCUUGAACGUGCUUUGGGCAGCUUUGAUCUUUUUGUCCCCCAAUGUGGGAUAGCCUCAUUUGAAGACAUACGUGACAUGCUUGACACCAUCGCAGAAAAUAUAUCGCAGCAGGUUCCAGACAUACGGAGUCUAACGCCACGUCAAAGAACGGUAUCUAUCGCUUCUUACUUGCUCACUCAUAAUUACACCGGCAUACGGGCUGGUCGGGAAUACCACAAUCUUGAACACAAUUUCCUUGGGUUAGCUCUGCGGGACCAGGGGCACAACUCAUUACCUCUGAUAUCGGCUACAAUAUACUGCGCUAUUGCGCAGAGAUUUGGACUUAAUGCCCAACCAUGCGGAUUUCCCUUUCAUGUGCUGGUCAUUAUCUUACCUGCUGUCGGGUUUGAUCUGGAUGGAAGAGAGAUAUUAGAUGGCAAUCCUGGCUCACCAAUGUAUAUGGACCCAUGGCGAUCUGAUAUUGAAGUCCCAGUCGCUGAUUUGCAGCGUCAAUUGAAUAUGUAUGGCGCUCAGAUGGUAAGCCAGUCACAAUUCCUUGGGAAGACGUCGAUGUCAGAUAUCGUUUGGAGGUGUGGGAAGAAUAUCUUGAAUUCGUUGCAAGACAUUCCGGAAGAGCCGAACGUGUUGGAUAGCGAAAGCGCUCGAUACGCGGGCCUCUGGUCUUUGAUGUUGACUACACCGGACUCUAGAUUCAACGAGGUCCGAAGAAGAUUGCCAUGGUUCAUGGAACUCUUUUUCAAGGAGUUCCCAUGGGAUAUUUCCUUGGUUGAACAGUACGUAAUAUCAAGACUUCGGGACUCGACCGAGGUCGACCAUGUCUCGGAAGGAUUGCGCGUCAUGCGUACGGUCGACGAGAUGGCAAAAACGGUCCAUCCCCGUGGACCGGAGCACCAAAACGUCAAGUAUCGAGUGGGUCAAGUUUUUAUCCAUCGGCGGUAUGAUUAUCAGGCGAUCAUCACGGGAUGGGACGCGGAAUGCGAUGCGGGCGAGGAAUGGGUGCGGCGGAUGGGCAUUGAUCAAUUGCAAGCUGGACGGAAGCAGAGUUUCUACCAUGCGCUUGUUGAGGAUCGCAGUAUUCGGUACGUCGCAGAAGAGAAUCUCCAGAUCAUCACGCCGACCAUGUCGGAUCUGUCUAGCCGCCUGCUUGCAAUUGCAGGGAAGCAUUUUAAGCGAUGGGACGAAGAUGAGCGGAAAUUUUUGUAUGCGCCUGGUGGUCGAUUCGAGUUUGCAAAAUGUAUGUUCCAUGAGUUACGCGCACCUCGUCACAUCAAUGAACUGCAAACUAAUAAUUCACUUGACAGGAAUUCCACCCUGUUUUCUACGACGCCGGAGACGUACUGGAGCCACUUUGAGGAGAUCUCCAAGUACAAUGUCCACCUCAAUGUUUUCGAGAGACUGUGGGAAGCCUGGUAUGCAUUUAUGCAGAAUGAUGUCCUCGCAACCGGCAUUAUGUCUUUCGUGAUGCACGAAGUCGUGUAUUUCGGCCGAUCUCUCCCCUGGAUUAUUAUCGACACUUUUGGACUUUUCAGAAAAUACAAGAUUCAGGACAACAAGAUUCCCACCCUCAAGGAACAGUGGGAAUGCGCAAGACUCGUCCUUCUCAGUCACUUUACAGUCGAACUUCCUCAGAUCUGGCUCUUCCACCCCAUGGCUCAAUACUUUGGCCUCACUACCUCGGUUCCUUUCCCUUCCCUGUGGACGAUGGCAUACCAAAUCGCAAUCUUCUUCGUUAUGGAAGACACAUGGCACUACUUUUCUCAUCGCGCUCUUCACUGGGGUCCUCUCUACAAAGCCAUCCAUAAGAUUCAUCACCAAUAUUCCGCUCCCUUCGGCUUGGCCGCAGAAUACGCUUCUCCAAUCGAAGUUAUGCUUCUCGGGUUCGGAACCGUUGGCUGCCCUAUUGUAUGGUGUGCUUUCACCGGCGAUCUCCAUAUCUUGACCAUGUAUAUCUGGAUCGUCUUGCGGUUGUUCCAGGCUAUUGAUGCUCACAGCGGCUACGAAUUCCCAUGGAGCUUGCACCACUUCCUCCCAUUCUGGGCUGGCGCAGACCACCACGAUGUUCAUCACGAGAAGUUCAUUGGCAACUUUGCCAGCAGUUUCCGCUGGUGGGACUACGUCCUCGACACUGAGUACACUCCUGAAUCUGUCAAGCGCUGGCGUGAGAAGAAGGCUGAGAAGGUAGCCAAGAAGGCCAACUAG
Talaromyces marneffei is the source of this 2703-nucleotide messenger RNA. RefSeq lists its product as uncharacterized. The record is from RefSeq and is a predicted model, not a curated record. Lineage: Eukaryota; Fungi; Ascomycota; Eurotiomycetes; Eurotiales; Trichocomaceae. Bases 1 to 2703 code for a protein of 900 amino acids. Gene Ontology annotation, molecular function: protein binding; C-4 methylsterol oxidase activity; iron ion binding. The transcript is spliced from 7 exons. Gene Ontology annotation, biological process: ergosterol biosynthetic process.